UGCAGCCUGGGAUUUGCUGCCCUGGCAGAGGAGGAGAUCUCGGGGCUGAUUUGCUUCAGAUGAGCGAGGAAUAAAUCUCUCUGCACUGUUACCCCGGCGAGGAAAGGCGGCAGCUGCGAGGGAUUCUUUUUUUUCCCCGCUGUACCCGCUAUUUGUGUUAUUUUUGGAUUAUUAUUUUGUUGCAUGGUCCGGGGCUCCGUGCAUCCAGCGCUGCAUGCCACCUGCAGGCAAUGAGGGCACCGAGGCUGCAGGAGGGGGUGGGAGCACCCCGACAUCUGAGCAUCCCCUGAGGGCCAGCAGGCGCUGAUUGUAGGAGCUUUUAUUGUUGGGCAGCAUGCAGGCUGAGGGGCCCCCCGUGUGAAGGCCCCGGCUCUUUCAUUUAUUUAUUGCCAUUUUAUUUAUUAUUCCGUCGGAGAGAGUCGUAACUGUGAAGGAGGGAAAGCUCCCCGAGGCCUGCAGGAGGGAUAACAGCCCCGCUCUCCCGCCCGCCGGCCGCGGUAACCGCACAAGAUGUCGGCCAGGACGCCAUUGCCCACAGUGAACGAGCGGGACACUGAGAAUCACACUUCAUUGGAUGGGUACCCGGAACCUCAUGUCCCACCUACCAAAUCGAGCAGCCGGCAGAGCCUCCCUCGGUGUCGUAACUCCAUCGCGUCCACCACCGACGAGCAGCCUCACGUCGGGAACUACCGCCUGCUGAAAACUAUAGGGAAGGGGAACUUUGCCAAGGUGAAACUGGCCAGACAUGUCCUCACCGGAAGAGAGGUGGCGGUAAAAAUUAUCGAUAAAACCCAACUUAAUCCUACAAGUCUACAAAAGUUAUUCCGCGAAGUCAGAAUAAUGAAGAUUUUAAAUCACCCAAAUAUCGUAAAACUCUUCGAGGUCAUCGAGACAGAGAAGACCUUAUACCUAAUAAUGGAAUAUGCUAGCGGGGGAGAGGUGUUUGAUUAUUUAGUGGCCCACGGAAGAAUGAAGGAGAAGGAGGCGCGGGCGAAAUUUAGGCAGAUUGUAUCUGCCGUGCAGUAUUGUCAUCAGAAAUGUAUUGUGCAUCGAGAUUUAAAGGCGGAAAACCUUCUCCUUGACGCGGACAUGAAUAUCAAAAUAGCAGAUUUUGGCUUCAGCAACGAGUUCACCAUUGGUAACAAGCUGGACACGUUCUGCGGGAGCCCACCAUACGCGGCUCCAGAGCUCUUUCAGGGAAAGAAAUACGACGGGCCCGAAGUGGACGUUUGGAGCCUCGGGGUCAUUCUGUACACACUAGUGAGCGGAUCUUUACCUUUUGACGGGCAGAAUUUAAAGGAAUUAAGGGAGCGAGUUUUACGCGGAAAAUACCGGAUUCCUUUCUAUAUGUCCACAGACUGCGAAAACCUUCUGAAAAAACUGUUGGUCCUCAAUCCCAUCAAGCGAGGCAGCUUAGAGCAAAUCAUGAAGGACCGGUGGAUGAAUGUUGGUUACGAGGAUGAAGAAUUAAAGCCGUACACCGAGCCUGAACAGGAUUAUAAUGACACCAAAAGAAUAGAUAUUAUGGUCACCAUGGGAUUUUCAAGGGAGGAGGUUAACGAGGCCGUGCUGAAUAACAAGUACGAUGAAGUGAUGGCUACUUACUUGCUUCUUGGGAGAAAGCCGCCAGAGUUCGAGGGAAGCGAGUCUGUCUCCAGUACCAACCUAUGUCAAAGGUCUCGGCCUAGCAGUGACCUAAAUAACAGCUCUGUGCCUUCUCCCGCGCACAUGAAAGUUCAGAGGAGCAUAUCAGCCAAUCAGAAGCAGAGGCGCUUCAGCGACCAUGCCGGGCCAUCAAUCCCACCGUCCGUGUCUUACACGAAGCGAGGACAAGCAAACAGUGUUGAAAGUGAGCAGAAAGAGGAGUGGGAUAAGAACGGGUCUCGGAAGCUCAGCAGCACUACGGUGGGCUCCAAAGGAGAGGUGGCAGCCAGCCCCCUGACCGGACCAGAGAGGAAAAAGUCUACAACGGGCACAAGUAAUAGCCUGUUCCCCGGCAGCGGGAUGACGAGAAGAAACACUUACGUGUGUGAACGUACUACUGACAGACCCAAUGCCGUACAAAAUGGGAAAGAUAGCAGCUUAACAGAAAUGUCUACGGGGACCGCAGCUUCUACGGGGACCGCGGCCCCCUCAACGCGACCUCGCCACCAGAAGUCUAUGUCCGCCUCGGGGCACCCAAUAAAAGUCACUCUGCCUACUAUCAAAGACGGGACCGAAGGCUUUCGGCCGAGCAGUGCAUCUCAGAGAGUGCCUGCCACUUCCCCGUCUGCCCACAGUAUCAGCAGCAGCACCACUCCAGAUCGGACCCGCUUCCCUCGCGGAAGUACCAGCCGGAGCACUUUCCACGGAGAGCAGCUCAGGGAUCGGCGCACGGCCACUUACAACGGGCCGCCGGCGUCGCCUGCCCACGAGACCAACCAGUUCUCCCAUUCUAGAAGGGGGACCUCAACUGGAAUCAUCAGCAAGAUCACCUCCAAGUUUGUGCGUAGGGAUCCGAGUGAAGGAGAAGCCACUGGCAGAACAGACACAUCCAGGAGUACAUCCGGAGAACCUAAAGAGAGAGAAAGAGAAGACCAGAAGGAUUCCAAGCCGCGUUCUCUGCGCUUCACCUGGAGCAUGAAAACGACCAGCUCCAUGGACCCCAACGACAUGAUGAGGGAGAUCCGCAAAGUCCUGGACGCCAACAACUGCGACUACGAGCAGAAGGAGAGGUUCCUGCUCUUCUGCGUUCACGGAGACGCCCGGCAGGACAGCUUGGUCCAGUGGGAAAUGGAGGUGUGCAAGCUGCCGCGCCUGUCCCUCAAUGGGGUGCGCUUCAAGAGAAUAUCCGGGACCUCCAUCGCCUUCAAGAACAUUGCGUCCAAGAUCGCAAACGAGCUCAAACUGUGAAGCAACAACUGAAAAGGAAUGUUUAGCGUAACCUAGAACAUCGGAAUGUACUGGAGGAUCCUAUGCCGCAAGGGCGCAAACUUGGGCAACGUCGACCAGUAAAGGGACUCUUAUUACCCCUUGGCACGUGAGCCUUUUUUCCAUACGGAUGCCGCCCUGACGGCAGUAAGGCCUCACGUCGCUAUAAUCAACUCUACAACUCAAAAAAACAACCAGUCUGUGACAUCACGUGUACAGCGGAGUAUCUAGAAUGUUCUGUUUCGGUUCUACGUUCAUAGAAUUGUAUCAUAGACGACAAAUUGCUUACCGCAAGCGGAUCUUGUACAGCUGGGGUUAAGUUUCCUGUACAGAGAUCGUCGCUCGUCGUUUUUGUUCUUCCUCGUUUGGUUUAUGGAGACGAUCAUUUUAUUUUUACGAUGUAACGUUCCUUCAAAAUCUUCAGCGGAAAGGAAGCGGUUUGUUGUCGCAGCCGUAGGCAAUUAUUAUUAUAUAUAUUUUUUUUAAUUAUUAUUAUUUACACAAACGCUCCAUUACGGUUAUUUAUAAGCUGCAUCACAUCCCUGCUGUACUUUAGGGGUCCUUGUCGUGAACCCUCCAAUGAGCCUUUCAUGCAAAUGAUCUCUUGUAUGUAAAUAAACGCAUAAUUAGCUGUUCCUUGCAGUAUUUUAGAGGGAGAAGUAUGAUCAUGUUUACAGUAUUAAAAAAAAAAUUAAAACAAAAAAAAAAAAUAA
This is a messenger RNA of Spea bombifrons (plains spadefoot toad), 3623 nucleotides long. RefSeq names its product microtubule affinity regulating kinase 1 (gene MARK1). The transcript is spliced from 18 exons. Gene Ontology annotation, biological process: microtubule cytoskeleton organization; protein phosphorylation; intracellular signal transduction. Lineage: Eukaryota; Metazoa; Chordata; Amphibia; Anura; Pelobatidae. Gene Ontology annotation, cellular component: cytoplasm. The coding region runs from base 511 to 2892 and encodes 793 amino acids. Gene Ontology annotation, molecular function: protein binding; tau-protein kinase activity; ATP binding. The record is from RefSeq and is a predicted model, not a curated record.